GUUGAUUAGUCAGUGAGUCGUUUGAGUGGUGUGAGUCAUAGCCUUGAAAGCCGUAAACGGCCGUGAAGUAUGUUUUGAAAUUGAGAACGUGUUUAGAAAUGGUGGCGUUAUUAUCCGUUCUUAUCAAUCUACCCCUUAUUUGCCUUCGCAAUCUGGAACAAGUAUGGUAGACUAUUGAUAGGCAUUAUGAGUAUUUCGCUUGUAGGUGAUAAAGUAAUUUUGCAAGGAAACGUCAAGAUGGAAGGGCAAGGGAACGGAGUACCAUACAGCAAAACCGGGGACAGGGACCAAGAUGAGAAACUGCUACAGCCUUUCACAUACAUUCUACAAGUUCCUGGGAAGCAGAUUCGAGCAAAGUUGGCCCAUGCUUUUAAUUAUUGGUUGAAAAUUCCUGCAGAUAAGCUGGCUGUAGUGGGGGAUAUUGUUCAGAUGCUUCAUAAUUCUAGUCUGCUAAUUGAUGACAUUCAGGACAACUCUAUUCUGCGUAGAGGUAUUCCUGUGGCACACUCAAUUUAUGGAGUUGCCAGCACUAUCAAUGCUGCCAACUAUGUGCUGUUCAUAGCACUGGAGAGGGUGCUGAGCCUAAAUCACCCUGAAGCAACAACAGUAUACACAGAACAACUCCUGGAGCUGCAUCGGGGGCAGGGAAUGGAGAUCUACUGGCGUGAUAACUACACUUGCCCAUCAGUAGAGGAAUAUCAACAGAUGACCAAAAGAAAAACAGGUGGACUGUUUAUGCUUGCAAUCCGACUCAUGCAGCUCUUUAGUGAGAAUAAAGCUGACUUCACCAGACUGACUGGCAUCUUGGGCCUGUACUUCCAGAUUCGGGAUGACUACUGCAAUCUCUGCCUGCAGGAGUAUUCAGAAAACAAAAGUUACUGUGAAGACCUCACAGAGGGGAAGUUCAGUUUCCCAAUAAUUCAUGCCAUAAAGAGUCGACCAGAUGAUAAUCAGGUGAUCCAUAUUCUGCGUCAACGAACACACGAUGUGGAAGUAAAGAAGUACUGUAUUACAUUGCUGGAGAAGUUUGGGUCUUUCAGGCACACGAGGCAUACACUUAAGGAGCUUGAUGCUGAGGCAAGGGCUGAGGUGGCCAAACUUGGAGGCAAUCCACUCCUGGAAGCUGUCUUGGAUGAACUGCUGAACUGGGAGAGAAGGCCAGACCAGAAGAACCCAGAACUAUGAUGCUGCUAUCUUAACAUGAUUUAUUAUCAGUCUAUAUGUGGCUAGGGACUCAUCCAUGUCUGUAGGAUGACUUACACAGGGUUGCACAGACCGUGAACAAUGGCGAGGAAUAUAUAUACUUGUAUGCUUGAGGCAGGGGCAUACUUUAUGGGGCUCAACAUAUGCAUUAUUUAUUAUUAAAUAAUAGUUUUCACAUGUUAAGGAAGCAUACCUAACACAUAAAGGGCUUGCUUUGGCUUUGUGUCAUAAAUUUUUGUGUUCAUUAAAUGUUCAACAGUAUAUAUAUUGUCACAAUUUAUGUGUGACUAUAGAUGGGGCUCAACAGACACACACACACACACA
Messenger RNA from Cryptotermes secundus, 1527 nucleotides. RefSeq names its product geranylgeranyl pyrophosphate synthase (gene qm). Gene Ontology annotation, biological process: isoprenoid biosynthetic process. NCBI's taxonomy places the organism in Eukaryota, Metazoa, Arthropoda, Insecta, Blattodea, Kalotermitidae. The record is from RefSeq and is a predicted model, not a curated record. Bases 187 to 1185 code for a protein of 332 amino acids. Gene Ontology annotation, molecular function: prenyltransferase activity. The transcript has 6 exons.